UCACUCCACAGACAGUGUCUUGGAUAUAUAUAUAUAUAUAUAAUAUAUUUACACUUGCAAUAAAGAAGAAGAAUAAUAAGAUACGGACAAGAAGAACCCUUGCAAGCAGGAGCAGCAAGUCAACAGGCGUGUUCACACGUUUCCUCUCUCUCUCUCAUCCCAAAAUCUGCAAGAUUUCACCGUUUCUAUUUAUGAACCAUACAAAUCCUCCAAUCCAAACUUAACUGUCCUGUUCCUCCGAUGAAUGCCGCCGUUCUCCUGAAGACUUCCGGUGUUGGAGAUUACGACCACGAAGACAACACCGGAGACGACGACGGAGAGGAAACCAGUUAUGUCUUCGACGGCGAGGUAGAGACCACGAACGCGAAGGAGCUCAAGGGCUUUUUCACUUCCCUCUUGUUCAUGGAUGACCCUCAGAAGCAGCACGACCACAAGUCUCCCGACACUGAUUCCCGCCCACACAUGCUCGAUUUCCAGCCCAGUUACCGGAAAAGGGCAAAUCUCAUGUCCGAUCAUCACUCCAAUCUUCAAGAUCACUACACCGACGCCGAGGAAACAGCCCAGAUUAGCCGGAAGAGGUCACGCGCCGCCGCAGCUGCUGCUCCGGUUUCCGAGCUGGAGAACGAGACUGGGGAGAAUCCGAAUCCCGGGUCCGGGUCAGAUCGGGUUCAGGUCCCGGGUUCGGGUCAACAGAGGCGGUUGUGGGUGAAGGAUCGAAGCCGGGCCUGGUGGGAGGAGUGUAGCCGUGAGGAUUACCCUGAAGAGGACUUCAGGCGAGCCUUUCGGAUGUCCAAAGCCACGUUUGAAGAAAUUUGCGAGGAGCUGAACUCUGCCGUGGCUAAGGAAGACACGGCCCUGCGGAACGCCAUCCCCGUGCGCCAGCGGGUCGCGGUCUGCCUAUGGAGACUCGGGACGGGAGAGCCGUUGCGGCUAGUGUCCAAGAAGUUUGGGUUGGGGAUCUCCACUUGCCACAAGCUUGUUCUUGAGGUUUGUAAAGCCAUUAAGGAUGUCUUGAUGCCCAAGUACCUGCAAUGGCCAGAUAAUGAUGGUUUGAGCAAUAUCGGAGAGGAGUUUGAAUCGCUGUCGGGUAUACCGAACAUCGUGGGCUCGAUGUAUACCACUCACGUUCCGAUUAUAGCUCCUAAGAUCAGUGUUUCCAUGUAUUUCAACAAGCGGCACACGGAAAGGAACCAGAAGACGUCAUACUCGAUCACCAUUCAAGCCGUUGUGAACCCGAAAGGGAUUUUUACUGACCUAUGCAUUGGAUGGCCCGGGUCGAUGACUGAUGACCAGGUCCUAGAGAAGUCACUGUUGUAUCAGAGGGCUAGCAAUGGAGGUCUGUUGAAGGGAAUGUGGGUGGUUGGGGGGACAGGGCAUCCAUUGCUGGAAUGGGUGCUGGUUCCAUACACGCAGAAGAACCUGACAUGGACACAGGACGCAUUCAAUCAGAACAUCCGAGAGGUGCAACGGGUGGCUAAGGAGGCUUUCGGGAGGUUGAAGGGACGGUGGGCAUGUCUGCAGAAGAGGACAGAGGUUAAGCUGCAGGACUUGCCUACAGUGCUGGGUGCUUGCUGUGUUCUGCACAACAUAUGUGAGAUAAAGGGUGAGAAUUUGGAUCCAGGGCUAAUGGCAGAAGUGGUGGAUGAUGAGGUUGUGCCUGAGAAUGCAUCGAGAUCGGUCACGGCCAUGAAGGAAAGGGAUGGUAUUGCUCAUAAUCUUUUGCACCACCGGCUUGCUGGCACUUCCUUCCUAUAGGAUAUGGAUGUUCUUUCCUCCUUCCUCGAUCUUUUUUUGUGGGGAAAAAAGUCAUCGGAUUCUUUGGUUUAUGCAUUGUACUGUACUUCAUAUAUCACAGAUGCUACCUACAAAAAAGAUGGAUUCUGUUA
This is a messenger RNA of Tarenaya hassleriana, 1886 nucleotides long. RefSeq lists its product as uncharacterized. The record is from RefSeq and is a predicted model, not a curated record. NCBI's taxonomy places the organism in Eukaryota, Viridiplantae, Streptophyta, Magnoliopsida, Brassicales, Cleomaceae. Bases 241 to 1755 code for a protein of 504 amino acids. The transcript has a single exon.